AUGGUUCGCUCAUAUCGGUACGUGUGGCCGCGCACAAACCCCUCAAACUAUACUAAUGGCCAGAUAGAAAGUACGAGCCGGCUAAAACAUUCGGCACUGUCAAUACUGGGACCUCGAACUCAGUCUGGACCGCCGAUCAAUCGAGUCGAAAUCGAAAUGCUGGCUCUGGACGAGCUUUCGUUGGCGCAAACGAAGAGGUGCUAUGCUGGGACGUAAAGAAGGGGGAAUUGUUGUCGCGAUGGCACGAUAAAGACAACCGAAGUGCCGUCACAUGCAUAUCGCAAUGCCACGUCCAACCAGACCUCCUCGCAGUCGGAUAUACAGACGGUUCGAUACGAAUAUGGGAUGCUCUGUCCGGACAGAUUGUCGUCAGCUUCAAUGGACAUCGCAGUGCAGUCACGCUCUUGCAAUUCGACCGUGAAGGCUCGCGGCUCGCUAGUGGCAGUAGAGACACCGAUAUCAUCGUAUGGAACCUGCUCUCCGAGACUGCUGAGUUCAGACUUCGCGGGCACAAAGAUCGAAUCACCGGUCUUUCAUUCCUACGUGCUCCUGUGUCGGCUCAGGCUGACAUGUACGAUGGCGUCGCUGCAAGCGAGCAGGACUACGAGGAGCGGUACCUACUGUCUACUUCAAAGGACGCGCUCAUCAAGAUCUGGGACCUAUCGACACCACAUUGCAUAGAAACACACGUCGCACAGACUAGUGGCGAGUGCUGGGCGCUCGGUGUCAGUCCAGAUGGCGCAGGCUGUAUUACAGCCGGCAAUGACGGCGAGCUCAAGGUCUGGACCGUCAAUACCAAUGUUCUAUCGCAGCUGAGCAAUGGGCUUGGAGAAGGCAAAAAGGUCGAUGUGCUGACCAGCUCGGGCAUCAUUCAUCGACAGGGCAAAGACCGCACAACUGGAAUCGCCUUCCAUCCUAAGCAGGACUACAUCGCUAUUCAUGGCUCCGAGAAAGCGGUCGAGCUUUGGCGAAUUCGAUCUGCUGAUGACCUUCACCGACACAUGCAGCGCAAGCGGCGAAGACGAAGAGAGAAGGCUGCUGCUGCUGGUGAAACACUUGGACCCGAGAAGGAAGAAGCUCUGGGUACUCCAGAAGUCAAUGAAAUUUUCGUGCCGUAUGUAAUAAUUCGGACGGGGGGAAAGGUCCGUUCAGCGAAUUGGGUCACGAGUGGCUCCAAAAGCGCAAAGACUCUGCAGCUCCUCGCCGCAACGACGAACAACCAAUUGGAACUUUACAAUGUAAUAUCUCAUCGCGCACAGGAGAAGACCGGCAGCAGAGACGCGCCGGAGUACAACCGCUCUCUGGCAGUAGAGCUACCUGGGCAUCGUACUGACAUUCGUACUCUGUCGCUGUCUUCCGACGACCGGAUGCUCGCCAGCGCCUCAGCAGGAGCUCUCAAAAUCUGGAACUUGCGAACUCAGUCUUGUCUCCGAACACUGGAAUGUGGCACUGCUCUGUGUUCUUCGUUCCUACCAGGAGAUAGGAUGGUACUUGUCGGGACCAAAUCUGGAGAGCUUGAAUUGUACGAUAUCAGCACAAGUACUUUGGUAGAGAAGAUCCAAGCGCAUGACGAUGCCAUCUGGACGCUUGCCGUGCACCCCGACGGCAAAUCGGUCGUGACUGGCGCAAAAGACAAGUGCGCUAAGUUCUGGCGGUUCGAUGUUGUAGAUGAAGAGAUUCCAGGGACAAGGCGAACCACGCAGCGGCUGAGGCUGGCGCAAACACGACAGCUGAAAGUUUCGGACGAGGUUCUGUCAGUCUGCUUCUCGCCCGACGAGAAAUACUUGGCACUCAGCACUCUCGAUAACACAGUCAAGCUGUUUUUCGUGGACAGCUUGAAGCCAUACCACAUUCUCUAUGGCCACAAGUUGCCCGUGUUAGACAUCAGUAUAAGCAGCGAUUCAAAGCUCAUCGCAACAUGCUCGGCCGACAAGAACGUGAGGGUUUGGGGUAUGGACUUUGGCGACUGCCACAAGGCUUUCUUUGCCCACCAAGACAGCGUUAUGCAGGUCGCUUUCAUAUCCCAUCCCGUCGAGCAAGACGAAAAGCACAUGGUAAUCAGUGCCAGUAAAGAUGGCGUCCUCAAGACAUGGGAUGGCGACAAAUUUGAACAGGUCCAAAAGCUUGAGGGCCACCACGGGGAGAUCUGGGCCAUGGCUGUCAGUCGAACAGGGGAGACCAUUGUCACUGCUUCGCACGACAAGAGCAUCCGAACAUGGGAGGUUGGCGAUGACCUGGUCUUCCUCGAAGAAGAGCGCGAGCGCGAAUUGGAAGAGAUGUACGAAGCGACGUUGGCACAGAACAUGGAUCGCGAUUUCCAGGGUAAUGAAGACCAAGAUGGGGAAGUGGCCGCUGCGAGCAAACAGACCAUCUCCACUCUCACGCAUGGCGAGAAGAUCAUGGAGGCACUUGAAGUCGGCAUCACGGACCUGGAACUCAUGCGCGCAUACGAAAGAGACAAGGUCCACAACCCCAGAAUGGCGGUGCCACAGCGGAAUCCCAUCUUCCUCGCUCUCGGAAACAUCACAGCAGAACAGCAUGUUCUGCGCACUUUACAAAAGGUCCCGACGCCAGCACUAAAUGACGCACUCCUCGUCAUUCCGUUCAGUACUCUACCGACGCUCUUCACCUUCCUCGCCAUCUUCCUGCAGAAGAGCAUGGCACCCGAACUGGCAUGGCGAAUAAGCUACAUCAUGUUGCAGGCACACAUGACACAGAUCGUAGCUUCGAAGCAGCUCAAGCCACUGCUCAUGGACGUGUUCGAGGCGUACGAUCAAUGGCAGGAAAAGCAGAGCAAGAUCAUGGGCUUCAACUUGGCUGGCCUCGAGAUCAUGAGCCGAGAAGCGAGGGACAAUGAGAGCGGAGGAUAUCUCGAUGAGCCGGUAGAAGAGGAGGAGGAGGAGGGCAAAGGGAGAAAGAAGCGGGCUUUCGCUAGUGUACAAUAA
Lecanosticta acicola is the source of this 2945-nucleotide messenger RNA. NCBI's taxonomy places the organism in Eukaryota, Fungi, Ascomycota, Dothideomycetes, Mycosphaerellales, Mycosphaerellaceae. The record is from the annotation of a GenBank genome assembly.